Messenger RNA from Folsomia candida, 591 nucleotides. RefSeq lists its product as uncharacterized. The record is from RefSeq and is a predicted model, not a curated record. The coding region runs from base 101 to 466 and encodes 121 amino acids. The transcript is spliced from 3 exons. Lineage: Eukaryota; Metazoa; Arthropoda; Collembola; Entomobryomorpha; Isotomidae.
GUUCGUGAAUCUUAAAUAUAUGCCACAAAACCUCUCACACAGAGAGUGCUCAUUUAAACUUGAAUAUUUGAAAGAGAGAGAGAUCCUUCAUUUCUGAGUGAUGCCGACCUGCAUUGUAACUUGUCAGUCGAACCUCGGGCAGCAUGAGGAAGAUCGAUGGGGAGUCAAUAUUUUCGGUCUGACCAACUCCGAAAAGGAAUUGAUGAAAUCUACCUAUCCCGAACUCGUAGUUUGUGGACGUGGGGUUUCAAAGUAUUGCCACGUAGGAAAGGAUGAUUCUGAGCUUGAUUCCUACAAUGAUAUUUGGGAAAGUAUUACCGACUCAAAAAGCACACAUCGUGACGGCGUGCUUUCCGCGGCUGUGGUAUAUUUGAACUAUUUGGAGCAGCAAGGCUACCAAGUGACCAAAUCGGAUAUUAACGUUAUGGCGAUGGACACAAGGUGGACAUUCGUUUUGCAGAAAUAGUUUAGUCUGCUUUGUUUCAAGGUAUUUACUUAUGUAUGAAUUGUAUUACUUUUUGGUUGGUCAAUUAAUUAUUUUGUUAGGCAUUUUAAUUAAAGAUGUAGCAAAAUAAAUAAAUUGGUUGGAAA